AUGAAGGUCUCCCUCGCCUUGCUCAGCUGCCUAGCAGCGGCUCAGGCCCAUCUGGCUUUCCAGCCCAUCCAGCCCCCUCUGAGAGCCGAAGACGACGAGGGGCUUCUUUCCAAACGCGAGGCAGGGUUCUUCGAACAGCUCAUCGACCACGAUGCCCCGGAACUGGGCACCUUUCAGCAGCGCUACUGGUGGAACGCCACCUACUGGAAGGGACCUGGCUCUCCGAUCGUCCUUUUCACCCCAGGCGAAGUUGCUGCCGAGGCGUACAGCGGUUACCUGACCGAUCGCGCCCUCACCGGCAACAUUGCCAAGGCAAUCGGCGGUGCCGUCGUCAUGGUCGAGCACCGCAACUGGGGAACGUCUUUGCCCUACACCCUCCAAGACACCAAGAAUCUCCAGCAGCACACCAUGACGAACGCCGUCCUCGACUUUGUCAACCUCGCCCGCAACCUCGAACUGCCUUUCGACACCAACAGCAGCAGCAACGCGCCCCAAGCUCCCUGGGUUUACACCGGCGGCUCCUACUCGGGCGUUCUGGCCGCCGCCAUCGCCAAGCUGGCCCCGGGAACCCUCUGGGCAUACCACUCCAGCAGCGGCCCCGUCGAGGCCACCUAUGACUACUGGAGCUACUUCCUCCCGAUCCAGAAGGGCAUGCCUCAGAACUGCAGCCGCGACUUCGAGCGCAUCAUCGACCACGUCGACAACGUCCUGGUAACCGGCACCGACGACGAGGUCUACGCCCUGAAGAAGAAGUUCGGCCUGCAAGACGUCGCCCACAAGGACGACUUUGCCUCCGCCCUCGUCGGCCCCCUGGGCUACUGGCAGUCCAUCCAGCUGUACUCGGGCUACUCCGCCUUCUACGCAAUGUGCGACGCCGUCGAGGGCGCCACCGGCAACUUCACGGCCCCCAACGAGAACGGCGCCGGUCUCCCCAAGGCCCUCGACAACUAUGCCAAGUGGUGGAGCUCCGAGUACCUUCCGGGCACCUGCGCAUCGUACGGCGUGGCGGAGUGGCAGGACCCCUCGAACGUGGCCUGUUUCGAUAGCUACAACGAGACGAGCCCCAUCUACACCGACUGGACCGCCGACAACCAGUUCGGCCGCACCUGGUACUGGAUGUUGUGCAACGAGCCGUUCUUCUACUGGCAGACCGGUGCUCCCGAAGACCGCCCGUCCAUCGUCUCGCGCUUCGUCACUCCCGAGUACUACCAGCGCCAGUGCGAUCUCUUCUUUCCCAAGCAGGGGAAAUUCACCUACGCCUCCAACAGCGGCAAGACCGUAGAGGACCUGAACAAGGCCACCGGCGGAUGGCACUUCACCAACACCACUCGUCUGAUCUGGUCGAAUGGUGAAUUCGACCCCUGGCGCUCCUCCUCCGUGUCGAGCGAGCUCCGUCCCGGCGGCCCCCUCAAGUCCCGCCCCGGUGCCCCCGUCCACCUCAUCCCCGGCUCGCGCCACUGCAACGACCUGCUCGUCAGGAACGGCGACGUCAACGCGGACGUGAAGGCUGUCAUCACUGCCGAGAUCGACCAGAUCAAGACCUGGGUCGACGAGUUCUACGGCGGCAAGGGGAAGUGCAAGCGCCGCGUGCCGGAGUCGUCCGAUCUUCUAUAA
Molecule: messenger RNA, 1614 nt
Organism: Colletotrichum higginsianum IMI 349063
Lineage: Eukaryota; Fungi; Ascomycota; Sordariomycetes; Glomerellales; Glomerellaceae
Product: Serine carboxypeptidase S28
Exons: 8
Coding region: 1-1614 (537 amino acids)
Biological process (GO): proteolysis
Molecular function (GO): serine-type exopeptidase activity; dipeptidyl-peptidase activity
Source: RefSeq, a predicted model, not a curated record